AUGAAUUCUUUUAAUCUUUUCAAUGACGUAGCUAAAGAAGGAAAUUGUUUAGAUAUAGAAGGCACCAUUGAGAGUAUUGUUGAAGACUUGGUUGACAAAAUUUGUUUGAAAGAGGAUACUAAAGAAGAAGAAAAACAACAACAGGAACAGGAGCAGCAAUCAACAAGCAAUAACAACUCUUUAAUAUUGAAAGAAGAAUGUUUACAAUUACAAGUUGGGGAGUUUCUUAGUGAUGCUAUUUCCUUGGCUUUGGAAGAUUUUGUUGGUGAAGAAAAUGCUAGAGCGAAAGAUGCGGAAGCUUUAUUGGGUGGAUGCUUGGAUUUAGUUUGCACUUAUCCUGAGGGUUACAAACCUCGCCAACCUCUUUAUUCUUGCAAAACUUGUUCAGCACAAAAUGGUGGCCAAUUAGCUGGAGUUUGUUAUGCUUGUUGUGAGAAUUGUCAUGAAGGACAUGAUCUUGUUGAAUUGUAUACAAAACGGAAUUUUUGUUGUGAUUGUGGAAAUUCAAAGUUUGGAAAGCUGAAAUGCAAACUUUUUGAGGUUUUUUUAAAUUUGUUUGAGAAGUUGGGUCAGACCAGUAUUUUAAUCCACUACACUACGCUGCCUCUUGAGAUUCAAUUUUAA
This is a messenger RNA of Meloidogyne enterolobii, 624 nucleotides long. The record is from the annotation of a GenBank genome assembly. NCBI's taxonomy places the organism in Eukaryota, Metazoa, Nematoda, Chromadorea, Rhabditida, Meloidogynidae.